AUUAUUGGCUAGAGUCAAUGUGAUUCAUAAAUUUAGCCAUUUGACGGCAAUUAGUAUUGUAUUUAUCAAAUUUUUGACAAAUUAAAUAUACUAUUUUAUUUUUGUUAAAUUAGUUAAUCAAAUAAUAAAUUAUUUUUUGAGUUGCUUACACAAUUUUUUAAGCAUUAUGGAAGAUAUUCAAACAUAUAGUAAUACCCUAAAACGUAAAAAGAAACGUAUGUCUUGUUAUCAACGCGCUAGGAAAUUUUCUAAACGAGGAAAAUUUGGACAUGGAUUUCAAAUUGAAGAAGAUGAUUUUCAGUACUUUUUAAAUAUUUUAAAAGUAUCCAAUGAAACUUUUGAAAGUCAAGAAGAUAGACUUUUAUUUGUGGGAAAUGUAUUUAAACAGUUGGAUGGCAAUGAAAUUAAUUAUUGCAGCAAUCAAGUUGUGUCUCGUAUUGUGGAUAAUUUACUCCCUGAAGCAAGUGAUGAAAUUAUUAUAAAAAUUAUAAACAAAUUUGAUGAGGAAUUAAGAUUAAUUUGUAAUGAUCAAUUUGCUAGCCAUGUCCUCCAACAACUACUUCAUGUUGCUACUAGUAGAGGAUAUGCUUUAAAUAACACUCCUGAAAAAGUUAUCUACAUUAAUUGGAUAACCAAGUUGUGUAAAUUUGUACUGAAUAAUUUGGAAGAAUUUAUUUGGGAUACUUAUGCCAAUCAUAUUGUUCGAAGUUGUAUUGCAUGCCUAUGUGGACGACCUUAUUUAAGUUCUAAAUUAUCUGAUCAAAAAGGAGAUGUGAUUGAAACUAAUAAAGAACAUAGAAAAAUAUUAAAAAAAUAUGGAGAUUAUAUUAUUAAUUCAUCACAGUUAUCAGAAAUGUUAGCUAGUGAUAUUAUUUCUGGUCUUUUGCAAGUUUUAUUAAAAUGUAUUGGAGUAGUAUCAAAAAAAAGGUUAAAAGUUUUAAUAGAAAAGAUAAUGAAUACAUGUGUAAUUAAAGAUAACUCUGGUUCAUCCAUAACAAUCUUACAAAUUUUAGAUAAUAGUUCAAUUUCAAGAUUACUUGAUGUUGUAAUUGAAGAGGCUCCGUGUGAAGUCAAGAAAACGAUUUAUAAAAAAUAUUUUGACAAAGCAUUUGAGGAAUUAUCAGUUCAUCAUAAUGGAAAUUUUAGCAUUCAAAAAAUACUAGCCACAACAACAGAUUCUACACAAUUUGAAGCUAUGUUUGAUAAAUUAAAAAGUAAAAUGUCUGAAAUCAUUAAUAAAGGUUAUACAGGAGUAUUAUUAGAAAUGUCAAGUGCAUGUUUGCGACUUAAAUGCAAACAAACUUUAUUUUAUCAAUUAUUGUGUGAAAUGUUGAAAUGUAAAGAAGAAACCGAUAAUGGUACAUCUAUUUUACUAAUUCUUGGGUUAAAAUUAUUUGAAAAUUAUGAUUUUACAAAUAAGGAAGCACCUGUUCAUAUUCAUGGAUCUAUGAUAGUUCAGAAUUUAUUGAAGUUUAACAAACCUAUUAAAAUAGUGAAUAAUUUGUUAAAUCUACAUAUUGAUAAUCUUAUUCAUAUAUUUUGUGAUGUGAAAGGAAGUUAUCUUGGUAAUGCUUACUUUGAAAGCAUUUUCAUUGGAGAAAAAAGUCGUGAAAAAAUGUUACGGAAGUUAAAAGGACACUAUACAACAUUAGCAAUAUCAAAGAGUGGUUCACGAGUAUUUGAUUCUUUGUGGAAAGUAGCAGAUCUGAAGUAUCGUACUAGUAUAAUGACAGAACUCUUGAAACAUGAAUCACAAUUAAGUUCAACAAUGAGUGGUUCAAUAAUAAUUUCAAAAGUAGAUUUAAGAAUGUUUAGACAUAAUAAAGAUAAUUGGGUUAAAGUUGAGCAAGAUAAAGUUAAUACCAUGAAAGUUUUUGAAGAACUCAAAUAAUAAUUUAUUAUACAAUCUUUAUGAAACUUAUUUUAGAGUAAAUAAACAUUAAACAUAAUUAUUCCAAUUGCUUCCAUCUUCCGGUAAAAGUUGAUUAGUUACCAAUAGUAUUACAUCGACAAUCCACCAUAUGCCACCACCUCCUAAUGUUAACAAUUUUCCAACAGCUGUACCAGUUUGACCCAAACAAAAUCUAUCCAUUCCUAAAAAUCCUAGCAGUAUUGAAUAUAAAAGUGUCGUUAGAAAAUAAUAACCAUUAUACCUAAAAAAAAAAAAAUAA
Molecule: messenger RNA, 2171 nt
Organism: Daktulosphaira vitifoliae (grape phylloxera)
Lineage: Eukaryota; Metazoa; Arthropoda; Insecta; Hemiptera; Phylloxeridae
Product: nucleolar protein 9
Exons: 9
Coding region: 167-1891 (574 amino acids)
Biological process (GO): endonucleolytic cleavage in 5'-ETS of tricistronic rRNA transcript (SSU-rRNA, 5.8S rRNA, LSU-rRNA); endonucleolytic cleavage to generate mature 5'-end of SSU-rRNA from (SSU-rRNA, 5.8S rRNA, LSU-rRNA); ribosomal small subunit export from nucleus
Cellular component (GO): 90S preribosome; nucleolus; preribosome, small subunit precursor
Molecular function (GO): RNA binding
Source: RefSeq, a predicted model, not a curated record